Arabidopsis arenosa is the source of this 791-nucleotide messenger RNA. The record is from the annotation of a GenBank genome assembly. Lineage: Eukaryota; Viridiplantae; Streptophyta; Magnoliopsida; Brassicales; Brassicaceae.
AUCUGGCAAGUUGAGAAUCAUCAUCCGACGUCUCAAUGCCUGACCCUCCUAGAAACUGGGAUGAAAAUACGAUCUUCUGGGACGUGGAGGAUUGGUCGAUCCUUAAGGAUCUAGAUCCUGAAUUGGUUGUUGAGAAAACCUUCUCCCAUCUUAAUGAUAGAGGAUAUCUACGCUCUGACACGAGUAUCGAGGCCUUCUUUGAUGAUGAUAUCCCGGACAACCUGUUAUAUGCAUAUGAGUCUUCCGGAAUGGUUCAUUUACCCGUAGCCAAAGGUAAUAAACAUGCCAGACUUCACCGCAUGACAGUGUAUAUUCUUAUCUGGGCACACAACCAUCGUCCUUGUCCAUCAAAUUUGUUUAUUCUCUCUGAAAACAUCAAAGAAGACAAGCAGGUCGCAAGUGUUGUUAAAUCUUUGAAUGAGAAACAUUUUUACAAUGUUGUCUUAGUAGAUCCUCGGAGCAUACUAGUUGAUUGUCGACUUUCCCCUGCAAAAGAGUGGAUCUGUGACUGUUGCGGUCUUCCCUUUAAGAAGACAUAUUUCGAUCGCCCCCGGCCCCCCCGCACUCCCCUUACCAGUCCCGGCGUUGCAGUUUAUCGAUCAGCAAGGAAAUCACCAUCUGGACCACCAAGUCAACCAACAAUAUCAUCACCUCCAACCCUUUAAAACGCUUUUAGUUAAUGUUUAUUAACAUGGAAAAGAUAAGUUUCAGAAUUCAAAAGACUAGUAUCAGUGAUAUCUUUGAAUCAUCAAAACUAGAGACUAGCCGAAAAAUGAAACCUUUCUUGGUUA